CAAGACAAACAAUAAAAGACAUGAGCGAUAAAGAUCUAGAUAAAUUUUUAGAAAUUUAUAAUAGCAAUAAAACUGAAUCUGUAGAGUUUUAUAAUUGGAAAAUAUCAACCGGUCUCAGCUUUGAAGAUAUUCGAAAUGAAAACCAAU
This is a messenger RNA of Racocetra persica, 147 nucleotides long. NCBI's taxonomy places the organism in Eukaryota, Fungi, Glomeromycota, Glomeromycetes, Diversisporales, Gigasporaceae. The record is from the annotation of a GenBank genome assembly.